Angiostrongylus costaricensis is the source of this 1095-nucleotide messenger RNA. The record is from the annotation of a GenBank genome assembly. Lineage: Eukaryota; Metazoa; Nematoda; Chromadorea; Rhabditida; Metastrongylidae.
AUGUCGAGCACAUCUCCGCGAAAGUUCGCCGAGAAAAUAGCGAUUAUGAAUCGGAAGCAGAGCGAAGACAUGAGCACUUUCGAUAGCAUAAUGCGUGAGGUACGUCAGAUUACGAGUAGCUCGGAAACGCAAACUACAUCGCAACCAUCGACGUCACUAUGCCCUCCUCAGUGGAAUCCAAUUGGUGGUUCGUUACCAAACGUCCACCAAAUGCCGUCAUAUCAUACUGACUGGGGUGCUAGCUGGAUCCCCACCACGCAAAAUGCUCAUCGAAGUCGAUCUUCUGAUCAACACCCGAUACUAUACCAUCCAUACGGGCGAGGACAAAGAUCCCCAGAUCGAGUGCCACCUCUCGGUCCGCAUUAUGUACCGUAUCCAAAUCCACAGUACCAACUACUCGCUCCGGAGCAGUGGAAUCAUGCAUCAUUUUGGGAUUUGGAUCUUGUGUCAUUUUCCUGGGAGUUGUUCGCCCCGUACGGCCCGGUAACUUCAUUGAGAGUUGAAAAGCACAGUUCAAUGGGCGGUGAGUGCUGUAACGUCGUUGAUAUUAGCUCAUAUCAUUUCCAAAAAGGCACAGAGCUUUCUGAAGGUCUUGAGAUGGUGAUAUUUUUGGAGGGAGCGGAGCUUCACUGGAAAAAGUCAUGUUAUGGUAAUGUCGACGAACUGCUCUACUCGCAUUUGUUCGCUGCUCUCUCUCUCUCUCUCUCUCUCACUCCGAUGGCUGGGCCUAGUGGUUUGAAUCAAAUGAUGCCCUUUGGUCUACUAGGCUCGAUUCCAAAUAACAUGGUUUCUUCGCAACAAGGUAUGGUACUACCAGUGCAAACCAUGGUUGGUGCACCGCUGCAGUCAAGCCAUCCAUCUGAUGUGCAAGGUAUAAGUAUGCAGUCACCAUUACAUUCCCCGCUCGGUUAUCAUAUGCAAAAUUAUGGAUUCCCGAACGGUAGUCCUAUGCAGUCACCGAUAGGCUCUCCAAUAAGCUCGUCUAUGAUGUUAGAGGAGAGGACGACGCCUGUCAUGGAGCUGAGUCCUCCAAGUGCAAGUGAUCCGUGCAGUGAGCUAAGAGGGCAUUUCUAUGAAGAGUUUCUUCCGACAUAG